Molecule: messenger RNA, 1049 nt
Organism: Diorhabda sublineata
Lineage: Eukaryota; Metazoa; Arthropoda; Insecta; Coleoptera; Chrysomelidae
Exons: 1
Coding region: 115-915 (266 amino acids)
Source: RefSeq, a predicted model, not a curated record
UGCAAUAGACAAUUUGUUAAUCAUUUCACUAACGCUUUAACAACAAUCAUAUAAAAGCCGUUAUCACUUCAACCAAAACAGUAUCCAUCAAGUCGUCUAAGUAUUCAGAACAUCAUGAAUACUUACAAAGGGUUCUUUGUUCUCGCUUUAGUAGCUCUCGUGGGUAUAACUUCAAUCCAAUCUCGAGAAAUUAAUCGAGACAAAAGUGAAGUUAGUGAUUUAGAAACCGCAGCUUCUGGACAUGGUGGACAUGGUGGGCAUGGAGGACAUGGUGGACAUGGUGGACAUGGUGGACACCACUGGUCUGAAGGAGGCGGCCACGAACACCAUUCCGACCACCACGGUAGUCAUGGAGAGAAGGGCGGUAAAGGUUACAAAGGUCACCACCAUCACGAAAAAGGAUCCAAAGGACAUCACGACAAAGGAGGUCACCAUAAACAUUACGAAGAACAUGGUGGGCACGAUAAACAUCACCAUCACGACGACGGAUACUAUGGAGAACAUCAUAAAGGAGAAAAAGGAGACAAAGGCCAUUCGUACGGCGAAAAAGGAUCCUACAAAAAAGGUCAUCACACUAAAGGUGGACACCACGAGCAUAAUUUGGACGAAUUCAAUAAAGAAAAACAUUUCUUUGAUGAAGAUCAUGAUUCUGGUCAUCACGAACAACACGGAGGACAUCACCAUGAAGAUGGAUACAAAAAGGGAGGCCACGAGAAAGGAGGACACCACAAGGGAGGCCAUCAUGAAGACCACUACGGUAAAAAAGGCGGUCAUAAUAAGGGAUCCCAUUACCACGAAUCUUCUGGACACAAGAAAGCUGGUGGACACGACGACCAUUACCAUCAUGGACACCAUUAUGGUAAAAAGGGAGGACAUGGACACCACAAGGACUGGAGCUUCAAAAAAGGACAUUAAUCACAAACGAAAAGAAAAUAUGAUCCGUAAUGUUGUUAAAAAUUGUUAUGUUGAUUUAUUUGUAUUGUUGUAUGCAAAUUGUAAUUUUUUGAUACAAUUUUUCGAAUAUUUUAUCUUCGAUAAAAUAUAUACAA